This is a messenger RNA of Ostrinia nubilalis (European corn borer), 853 nucleotides long. RefSeq names its product histidine-rich glycoprotein-like. NCBI's taxonomy places the organism in Eukaryota, Metazoa, Arthropoda, Insecta, Lepidoptera, Crambidae. The transcript has a single exon. The record is from RefSeq and is a predicted model, not a curated record. Bases 35 to 766 code for a protein of 243 amino acids.
UCUACUCUUAGAACAAGCAGUCCAGGGAGACAAAAUGAGGACGCUUGUCGCCCUAGCAGUAUUGGGAUGCGUCGCAGUCGCAUACGGCCGCGAGAUCGGCCAGGUCGCCGACUUGGAGACCGCGGCCAGCCAUCAUAAAGGCCAUCAUCACGAGGAGGGCGGCGGCAAGGAGCACCACGCCCACCACCACCACGAGCACGGAGAGAAGGGCCACAAGGGACACAAGGGACACCACCACCACCACAAGGGCGAGCACGGCCACCACGGGAAACACCACCACGAGGGUCACCACCACGAGCACGGCGGCGGCCACAAGAAGCACUGGGACGAACACGACCACCACGGCCACCAUCACGAACACGGACACCACCACAAGGGCGGCAAGCACGGCCACAAGAAGCACCACGACAAGGGCGAGGAAGUAGAGGGCUACCACAAGAAGUACCACAAGGACGAGUACCACAAGGACCACCACUUCUACGACGACCACCACAAGGAGGGCAAGCACCACAAGCACGGACACCACCAUGGCCACCACGAGCACAAGGGCGGACACCACAAGAAGGGCGGCCACCACCACUCCGGACACCACGAGGGUCACCACGGCAAGAAGGGCCACCACGACAAGCACCACUACGACGAGGACCACAAGGGCCACAAGGGCCACCACGGCCACGAGGAGCACCACCACCACCACCACGACCACGGCAAGAAGGGCGGCCACGAGGACCACAAGCACUGGGGCUUCCACCACGGCAAACACUAAUACUCGUACUACGCUUAGGAUAUUUGUUACAUCUUUGUUGUUAUUUUUUACAUUACCUCCCUGUAAAUAAAAUUAACGUUGACUGAA